UUGUGUUUUGUUUUUAUCUUUUUUCUCUUUCUAUGUGGUAAGUCACAUUCUGAUUAAAAUAGAAAUGCUUUUUCCAUCGUAAGGAUCAUCUUUUCAUGCCGAUUGCAUCAGUGCAGAUUUCCUUAUUUACUCUUCUCUUCUAAAAUUUCCAUUUUUUUUUCUUCAUCUCUCCCAACUCCACUCAUAAAAUAAAUUUGUCUUUCUUUCCCAAAAUCCCUUUUUUUUUUUUUUUUCUUUUGCCUUUAGCUUUUUCUUUUUUUCUCCUCUGGAUCGUAUCAGUAAGCUGUGGAAGAAAUUGUGAGAAAAAAUGGAGAAUACCAAACGGAUUACUACGUCUUUCACCUGAAGAAAACCCUACUCAGAAGUUGAAUAAAAGCAGUGAUUUUUCUGACGAACAGAGACACCUAAAUGGGCUCAGAGCAGCACAGAUUUCCUCAGCAGGAACAGAGGAAAAGGUGGGGAGGUUGUUUAGGAGUGUUCUCUUGUCUCAAAUCACAAAAAGGUGGAAAAAGAAUUGUACCAGCAUCUCGCAUUCCUGAAGGCGGCAAUGUCUCGGUCUCACAACCUAAUGGAGCUCAUCAAGCUGGUGUCUUAAAUAAUCAAGCUGCAGGAGGGAUUAAUCUAUCUCUUCUGGCUCCACCUUCCUCUCCUGCUUCCUUCACCAAUUCAGCUCUUCCUUCAACCGCUCAGUCACCAAACUGCUACUUAUCGCUGGCUGCAAAUUCACCGGGAGGUCCUUCGUCGAGUAUGUAUGCCACUGGACCAUAUGCUCAUGAAACCCAAUUGGUCUCACCGCCUGUUUUCUCUACAUUCACCACCGAGCCUUCGACUGCUCCUUUCACUCCUCCUCCAGAGCUUGCACGUCUGACUGCUCCUUCUUCACCUGAUGUACCUUAUGCUCGUUUCUUGACUUCCUCCAUGGAUCUCAAGAACUCUGGUAAAGGUCAUUACAAUGUUUCAAGCGACCUUCAAGCUACAUAUUCUCUUUAUCCUGGUAGUCCAGCCAGCGCUCUUAGAUCACCAAUCUCUCGGGCUUCGGGAGAUGGGUUAUUAUCGCCUCAAAAUGGUAAAUGCUCAAGGAGUGAUUCUGGCAACACAUUUGGGUAUGACACAAAUGGAGUCUCCACACCUUUGCAGGAGUCAAACUUCUUCUGUCCCGAAACUUUUGCCAAGUUUUACCUGGAUCACGAUCCUUCGGUUCCUCAAAACGGUGGAAGAUUAAGCGUGUCCAAGGAUUCAGAUGUGUAUCCUACAAAUGGAUAUGGAAACGGUAACCAGAAUAGGCAAAACAGAAGUCCCAAGCAAGACAUGGAGGAGUUAGAAGCUUACAGGGCUUCCUUUGGGUUUAGUGCAGAUGAAAUCAUCACAACUAGUCAGUAUGUAGAGAUCACUGAUGUGAUGGAUGAUUCUUUUAACACAGCAGCUUACUCUCCAAGCGAUGGACAAAAGCUUCUUAGAAGAGAAGCAAAUCUGCUGAGUCAAACAAGCCCCAAAUCAGAAGCAGAUCUUGAUUCACAAGUUGUAGAAUUCCAUUCACCAAAGGCAUCAAAUGGCUACAAAGAUCACAAACAAAGAAACCGGAUCCAUGCGGAUGAAGAGGCCUUAUUGUCGAGAGUGGGGUCUGUAAAAGGAAGCAGAAGCUAUCCUAUUUCAAGCUCGGAUGCAGAGGUCGAAUACCGAAGAGGAAGAAGCUUAAGGGAAAGCAGAGAGAACAGACACAGGAUAGCCUGAUCAAGAACAACAAAGCCAGCUCUGUUCUUAAGGUCUUCUAAGUUCUAAAAAGUAUUAAAUAUGGAUCUUGUGAUGCUAACUCUCAAGAUAAUAAUCUAGUUUUUUUUAAAGUAUAUAUAGAUAUAUAUAUAUAUAUAAAUAUAAAUUACAGAUGGUUUUUAGUAGAAUGUUAUAUAUAAGAGAGAGCAAGGGUGCGAAAGUGAAUGCUUGUUUUUAGUUUGACAUGGCUUUUUUGUAAGACCCCAUCUUUUAUCUAAUUGCACCAAUCUGUUUCAGGUUCUUUACUCUCCUUUUUAUUGCAUUGUUAACAACUUAAGAUGUUAGAUUGGAACUUGUGAAUGUUGUUAAUUCGUGAUUUUCUAUAUAAA
Messenger RNA from Arabidopsis lyrata subsp. lyrata, 2099 nucleotides. RefSeq lists its product as uncharacterized. The record is from RefSeq and is a predicted model, not a curated record. NCBI's taxonomy places the organism in Eukaryota, Viridiplantae, Streptophyta, Magnoliopsida, Brassicales, Brassicaceae. The transcript is spliced from 3 exons. The coding region runs from base 409 to 1731 and encodes 440 amino acids.